CCCCGUCCCUCUUUACUUAGGACUAGGGGAUCAAUUUCAUGCUGGAAAUUCGGCCGUUUGAUCCUUUUUCCUUUUCCCACUCAAUGAAUGUUUCUGAUACAAUCUUUCUUUAACUACUCCACCGCGGCAUCUGAUCCAAUCUUUCUUUAACUACUCCACCACGGCAUAUCCAAAUACACCGUUCAUCUGCUGAUUUUUUAUGAUUCGAUUGUUUUAAGAAUAUUGGAGGUUUUCUUUUUCCCUUUCUACAUUAAAAUUUCUCUCCCAAGUUUAAAGUUUUCGAUCUUGCCUUUUUUCUUUCUUGAAUUCAAAGGAACUUGUACACAUAAAUGACUGUUUACGAGCCAGAUCCUGAUGUAGUAAGGUGGAAUCUCCACCUUAUAGAUGUUUGUGAUAUAAACAACGGUGGUUCUGUCGGAACUAUUACUCAGUAUGACAGGGAUUUUUCUCAACUUGGGUAUGUUAUGGAAGGUUAUUCUGAGCCUACACAUACUAACGUGGAGAAUGAUGAGGUAAUUGCCCGUGCUCUUCAGGAGGAACUAUCGCGCCUUUCAUUCGAGGAAUCUAUAGGAUCUUCACACACUCACCAAGAACAUCGAAAAACGUCAGUUCUUGAUGGCAAUGAGGAAGACACAAAUAGCAACAACAUAUCCAGUGUAGUCUUACAAGUGGGGUCCGGGAAGAGCAGUGUGCACACAGAUCUUACCCAAGAAAAAGCAUAUCAAAGCAGUGCGGAAAAAGAGGAAGACACAGAUAGUAAUGGAAUGAUUACUUUUUGCCCUCUUGCAGUUACAUCAUCCAAUUGGGAUCAAGAAGAAAUUUCACCAGAGAUAGAGGAUGAGUCUCUUCUUGAUGAUGAAGUUGGGAAACGUUUGAAUCAGUUGGCUGCCAUCCCUCAUGUUCCCAAAGUUAAUGGAGAUAAUAUACCCUCAGUAGAUGAAGCCAAAUCAGAUCAUCAAAGGUUGAUGGACAGGUUGAAAGUAUAUGAUCUAUUUGAGUUAAAAGUUUCUGGAGAUGGCAACUGUCUGUUCCGCUCAUUGUCAGACCAAAUAUAUCGCAGUACUGAAUAUCACAAAUUUGUGAGGGAACAAGUUGUUAAACAACUCAAGUCCAAUAGGGAGUUGUAUGAGGGUUAUGUUCCUAUGGUCUAUGAUGAAUACUUGAAGAAAAUGAGCAAGGUUGGCGAAUGGGGUGAUCAUGUAACUUUGCAGGCUGCUGCAGAUUCAUAUGGUGUUAAGAUAUUUGUCAUUACAUCAUUUAAGGACACUUGCUACAUUGAGAUUAUUCCACAAUGUCAGAAGUCAAACAGAAUCAUAUUUUUGAGCUUUUGGGCUGAAGUGCACUACAAUUCGAUCUAUCCACAAGGAGAAUAUCCUGCUGGAGAAACAAGAAAAAGAAAAAAAUGGCGGUGGCUAGGUUGAGCCUUGAGUAGCACUUACCACCUUCUUUUGGAACAGCGCACCUUAUCACUAGAAUUAGGGGCUUUGUGAUAACAACUCAUUGUAUAUAUUAUUCUCUUUAUCUUUCUUUGAAGUAUACAACAAUUUUGCAUA
Lycium ferocissimum is the source of this 1553-nucleotide messenger RNA. RefSeq names its product OVARIAN TUMOR DOMAIN-containing deubiquitinating enzyme 12-like. The record is from RefSeq and is a predicted model, not a curated record. Bases 330 to 1421 code for a protein of 363 amino acids. Gene Ontology annotation, biological process: protein deubiquitination. NCBI's taxonomy places the organism in Eukaryota, Viridiplantae, Streptophyta, Magnoliopsida, Solanales, Solanaceae. The transcript has a single exon. Gene Ontology annotation, molecular function: cysteine-type deubiquitinase activity.